CAAGUACUGGAAGCAAGCGGUAGCCAUGGCGACUGAGUCCAAGCCCCCGUUUCCCCCUUUUACGAGAGAGACGGCCCAGCAGAAGGUCAAGGCUGCCCAAGCAGCCUGGAAUACCAAGAAUGCAGAAUCCGUCCAGUUCGCCUACACGCCGGAUUCCAUCUGGCGAAACCGCGACGUUUUCCUCCAGGGGCGCGAUCAGAUCGUCGAGUUCCUCCGCAAGAAGUGGUCAAAAGAACAGGGCUACCGGCUACGCAAGGAGCUGUUCGCAUUCACCGACGACAAGAUUGCCGUGCAGUUCUGGUACGAAUGGCAUGAUGAGACGGGCCAAUGGUGGCGGACGUACGGACUCGAGGACUGGACGUUUGCGCCGAAUGGCUUGAUGCGGAAGAGGCAGAUGAGCGGGAACGAUGUAAAGAUCGAUGAGACGGAGCGGUGGUUCAAGGAUGGAGUUGACGUAGAUACUGUUAAGAUUAGCGAGAGGCAUUGGUAAGGUAGUUGGGUACAGACUUGGAGAAAGCAGCGAGCGUACAGGAUGCUUGCCUGCAAGCCACAAAGCCGAAACUGGACCGUAAACUCGUCAGUGUGUCCACGUAUGCUGCGCGCCAAGGGAGAGCUCUGGCUAUGAAGGACUGAACAAGCCUCGUUGUCUCACCAUCCAUGGCCAAUCACAAAGCUCAGGAUGAUUUUCAGUCGUUACUCGCGGAAGAAAAACUCUGCUGGCACUUGAAGCUCCGCGCUCGCAUAGAUCGGCGUUGGGUCCCAUCUCAUGA
Messenger RNA from Canariomyces notabilis, 770 nucleotides. RefSeq names its product DUF1348-domain-containing protein. The transcript is spliced from 3 exons. The record is from RefSeq and is a predicted model, not a curated record. Lineage: Eukaryota; Fungi; Ascomycota; Sordariomycetes; Sordariales; Chaetomiaceae. Bases 26 to 490 code for a protein of 154 amino acids.